AUGGUCACUUCACGGGCCGGGAGCCCGCAAGGCAGGCGCGACCCCCAGCCUGGGGACCUGAUCGAGAUCAAACGAUCUCGAUUUUACCAGCACUGGGCGCUCUACGUGGGGGAUGAAUAUGUCAUCCACGUGACAGAUGAAGGAGCCACAUCCAUUACGCUUAGCAGCUCUUCAAUACGCUCCACAAGAGCCAAGGUGAAGAAGGAGCCCCUGCAGAAUGUGGUGGAAAAUGAUGAAUGGCGUGUCAACAACAAGUAUGACCGCUCCCGCACUCCUCGCCCCGUGGAGGAGAUCAUCCAGCGUGCUGAAGAAUGGGUUGGCAAGGAGGUGCCAUAUAAUGUACUUACCAGAAACUGUGAGCACUUUGUGACAGAGCUCCGCUAUGGAGAGGGAGUCUCUGAGCAGGCCAAGGCAGCACUUCAAAAUAUUAAUUCUGUUUCUUCUGUAGUGAUGGCUGGGAUAGGAACUGCCAGUUUUAUUGUGGCCAGUAUUCCUUUUAUGGCCAGUGCUCCUUUUGUGGCCGCUGGUAGUGGUGGUCUUCUUGCCAGUAUUGGUUUCUCUUCCAGCAAUAUUGUUCAUUCCAUCACUUUUGGCAAAUUUAAAAAGGCAGGGAGAAAUAUACUAGAACAGAGUUGCUGUUAGGAAGAGCUCAAGCAAGGCAUGGAGUCCCUGGUCACUGUUCAGCUUUUGCCACAAGUGUAAUAAACACUUAUUAGCAACUGCUGUGAUAAUUACUUCAAAGACUUAUUAGAAUGUAAAAAUUCAAACUCAUCUUGCCAAAAAUUGUCUUUUAUCUGUUUGAGAAUAGCUUUGUCUGCAAGUAAUUUCUCUUUAACUACCCUCCUCCACCUGCCUAAGACACGGACUUCUUUCUCAAGUUGUUUUUGUUUUUUUUUCCCCAGGUCUCCCAAAGCUCCAUUUUAUACCAAACCCUUUUCCUGGGCCUCCAUCAGACAGCUAGGCAGCACUCAGACCCUUCUAGCUCCCUUUCUUCUUUUGGAAGAAAUGAAGUUGUAUCAUGGGGCUUUUUUCCAACUCUCAGGGUCCCUACAGUCAAUCUAUACCCUGACUGUAAUUUUACAGCUUUUCAGAUCCUUUUCAACUUGAAGCCCUGUAUGGCCUUUCUCCCCUGCUGAGUGAUACCAAUAAAGAUAAAACCCCAUGUACUGAUAAACAGUGGGGAUGCAACCACAACACAAAACACCACAAUGGUACCAGCAAACUGAAUCAGGCCCUAAAUGAUCAGGUGUUCAGAGCAAAGCAGAAGCUCUACCUUCCCUGCUCAAAACAGAAAACACAAAUCUUACUUACAGCUACAGUACUAUGGGUUUAGUGCUGCUGAUGGUUUCUGUGUUUAGGAUCAAUGUUUAGGGUCCCUCAGAAGAGCAGAAAACAGUUCAAAUUCCAUAGACAAACAUUUUUGCCUUAAGGUAUUGCAGAGCUACUUAACUACCCUUCAUCUACAGUAGUUUGUUUCUUGUGUUUUAUUCUGCAGCUACAAUUUUUAUACCCAGAUUAAACUGCUGUUGUUUUUACAUUACUAAUUUGCUCAACAGUUCUGGGAAUCAAGCACAUUUCUACGCAAACAGGUAAUUAUCUUCACAUACAUUUUGUUAAAAGGCAUUGUUACUGGCUGCUCCAUGACUGUCUGCAGCAUCUGGAUUGAAAGGUUUUUAAGUAAGGGCAGGCAAAUCUAUUCUGUGGUGAUGGUUAUGUUUUGCCCUUUGAGGUGAUUUCAUUUCUGUACCUGAUCGAGAAAUAUUAGCUACCAUGCACAAAGCUUUCCUAACAUCACAAGAAACCUCCCAGCACUGAAAUUUGAGGGUCAAACCCAAUUGAAACCCCCAUUCUUCUAUAUUUUUUAGAGUUCCUGAGGAAUUAAGUUUGGUUUGUCAGCAUCUUUGAGAGCUGUGCACUCCUACUUGCAACCCCAUACACCUCAGAGCUCAGAGCAGGCAGCAGUACUCUGUGAGCAAGCUCACCUGAUCAUCUCCAGCAAACAGUGGAGGCUGGGGACUUGGGAGGCGAAAGAUGAGGUCACAGACACCUCCUGUUCUAACAGUGAUAACACUGCAUGGAUCACUUUCAAAGCCUGAAAUCCAUGGCAGUCACGAUGUGGAAAAAUAUCCU
Molecule: messenger RNA, 2130 nt
Organism: Pyrgilauda ruficollis (rufous-necked snowfinch)
Lineage: Eukaryota; Metazoa; Chordata; Aves; Passeriformes; Passeridae
Product: phospholipase A and acyltransferase 1-like
Exons: 4
Coding region: 1-642 (213 amino acids)
Biological process (GO): N-acylphosphatidylethanolamine metabolic process
Cellular component (GO): cytoplasm
Molecular function (GO): A2-type glycerophospholipase activity; glycerophospholipid phospholipase A1 activity
Source: RefSeq, a predicted model, not a curated record